Messenger RNA from Camelus dromedarius (Arabian camel), 549 nucleotides. RefSeq names its product ribosomal protein S20 (gene RPS20). Bases 156 to 515 code for a protein of 119 amino acids. Gene Ontology annotation, cellular component: cytosolic small ribosomal subunit; ribosome. Gene Ontology annotation, molecular function: structural constituent of ribosome; RNA binding. Lineage: Eukaryota; Metazoa; Chordata; Mammalia; Artiodactyla; Camelidae. Gene Ontology annotation, biological process: translation. The transcript is spliced from 4 exons. The record is from RefSeq and is a predicted model, not a curated record.
AGCUAUAUAAGCGCCGCGCAGGCCUCACGCCUUCCUCUUAGAAGAAGACGCGGUCGCUGUAGCCCGCGGAGCCCCGGCGCGCCCGCUCCUGCUCCUGACUCACCGCUGUUCGCUCUCGCCGAGGGACAAGUCGGUCAGGAAGCCGCGCCGCAGCCAUGGCGUUUAAAGACACUGGCAAGACUCCCGUGGAGCCGGAGGUGGCCAUUCACCGCAUUAGGAUCACCCUGACCAGCCGCAACGUGAAGUCCCUGGAGAAGGUCUGUGCUGACCUGAUCAGAGGCGCCAAGGAGAAGAACCUCAAAGUGAAGGGGCCGGUCCGGAUGCCCACCAAGACUCUGAGAAUAACUACAAGGAAGACUCCUUGUGGUGAAGGUUCUAAGACUUGGGACCGUUUUCAGAUGAGGAUCCACAAGCGGCUCAUUGACUUGCACAGCCCUUCUGAGAUCGUUAAGCAGAUCACUUCCAUCAGCAUUGAGCCCGGAGUCGAGGUUGAGGUUACCAUUGCAGAUGCUUAAAUCAGCCUUUUUAAUAAAUUGAUACUGUUGUUAA